This is a messenger RNA of Scophthalmus maximus (turbot), 1104 nucleotides long. RefSeq lists its product as uncharacterized. The record is from RefSeq and is a predicted model, not a curated record. The transcript has 7 exons. NCBI's taxonomy places the organism in Eukaryota, Metazoa, Chordata, Actinopteri, Pleuronectiformes, Scophthalmidae. The coding region runs from base 291 to 815 and encodes 174 amino acids.
ACAUGGCUUACGCGAAAAUAUAUUAGCGGGCCACGAGCUAACCGAUGCUAACCGACGCUAACCGAAAAGCUGCAGCACGAGCUGCAGUUGCACGACGCCAGAAAAAAACAUUUCACCGACGAUUUUAGUUUCUUUAUUUCUGCAUGUGAAGUUUUGGGACAACGAGUAACUGAUUGACAGCUGCAGUCUCUUGUCGUCCUCUGUGUUUUUCUCGAGUGAACUAUAAUUUAAUUUGAAGUGUUUGUCCCUUCGGUGGCUGAAUCCCAAUUGGAUCCAGGUGACCAGUUGAGAUGGCGAACACGUUCCGGUUGGGCAGCACCACCGACUCCUGCAGGGCUGCUUCUGUGGCAAGAGCACAGCUGCCAGAGGAAACCGAGGAAAAAGGAAACAUGGACCCGGACAAACUCUUGCAGUGCCCCUUCGAUAAGAACCACCAGAUCAGAGUGUGUCGCUUCCCAUACCACCUUAUCAAGUGCAGGAAGAACCACCCGAAACUGGCCAGCGAGCUCAAGACCUGCCCCUUCAACGCCCGACACCUGGUGCCCAAACACGAGCUGACGUACCACACGGAGACCUGCGAGAACAGGAUAUCUGUGAACUCUGGUGAAGAUGGACAUUGUGGAUUGCAGGUUCCUGUCAGCACCUGGGUAAACCCAGACAUGACCGAGGACUGGGAUGAAGAGGCCGAUGAUGUCCCUUCCAAGUUUGUUUGGGGUGAAAGCCGGGUGUUGACAGCGGAGGAGAGGCCCACCAACAGCCUUGGUACGACAAUAAGAGCGCCGAAUACCUUCCCGUGGUUGGGAUUGAAGCAGUAAAUUUAAUCUUUUUAAAUUUGUUCUUAGUCAUUUUUCGAACCUUGAAAAGUUUUUAAUUUGUAGAAGUGUUUCUCGAAUUUUUCUCUUUGGAUUCAAGUUGCAGAGAUGUCAUUUUUUAAAACAAACACUAGAGUUACAUCUUAGCGGCAGAUACACACUAAAGCCUCAUUUUCUUUUCAGUUUUUUUUUUCUCCCUGUAUUGUGUUGCAUUAAUUCCUGUUACAAUAACAAAAUGUGUUGGUCGAAAAUUUUAGUUUUUAUACAUUAAAAAUCUUGGAUUUGAAAAUCA